Messenger RNA from Trypanosoma cruzi, 1039 nucleotides. RefSeq lists its product as uncharacterized. The transcript has a single exon. The annotation marks the transcript as partial. The record is from RefSeq and is a predicted model, not a curated record. Lineage: Eukaryota; Euglenozoa; Kinetoplastea; Trypanosomatida; Trypanosomatidae.
AUGCUGCCGCGCCGUAUUGCUGUGCCAGAGCUCUCAUUUGCAGGACUGCAGGCAGUAAAAGUCAGUAGGCGAUACACGCAGCAUUCUGGGCGUCUUCAACAGUUUGCGUACCUCCCACCUGGCAGUCAUGCGCCGCGGAUGCCUUGGCUUCGUGAUGCCGUGUCGCAGGAUUCAACUGUAAAAAUGGCACCGUAUGACGGCACGGCGCCACUCUACGCAAACUCCACCGUCGCGGCAGCCGUGAAACCCCCACCAAGCGCGUCCAUUACAGCGGCGGCGCCGUCAUUUAUUGCAGACCCUUCAGAACUGGAUGGAAUUCUUGAAAAUUCCCUUGAGCCACCCGACCAGGUAGCGGCACGUGCAGCAUGGGUUGCAGCGGAAUCAGUUGGACUGAUGCAGACCUCUGCAGCUCAAGGAGGUCCGCUACGCGCCACAGCGGCGUGCCGUAUGUCUGCUCUUGCAGAACCGACGUUGGACACUCAUAUCGGUGACAUCUUAAACGUGAGUGACUCCCUUGCGGGGGAAAUGUUGCCAGAUGUAGUGCGACUUCUUAUAGAACCAAGUGCAGAUGGGGUGGAAAAUGUUUCUCUCAGUGAUUUUGCAGCCAUGCAGCCUAAACGACAGCUUGCGGCUCUUGGUGGUAGGAAGCAGUGGCAUGAGUGGCUCAUUGAAAGCACACAUUAUAAACAGGUGGCACGUCUGGAGUUGGAGUCCCCCUAUUAUGAUCUGCGAGCGCUACGGCAGGCGGGUGUAACCACGUUGUACCAAUGGGCAGAGCAGCCGGAUCUAGUGAAGGUUUCGUCGUGUACACGAAGUCUACUGGAUGCUGCGGUGGAAAAAAGUGUUGAGGCAUACGUUGAGGAGGUAGUCAGGGUUGUGAACACAAGCAACCGACUGUCAAUUAUGUUGAUAUCAUGGGCCGCAGACACCGUCAGUAAAUUUAUUCUGGAAACACUACAUAUCACUGUAGAACAAGCAGCCUUGCAGCGUCAGAGUACAGGAGUAGGAAAAACUGUGUUGGGGACGGAAAAUGCGAAUG